UGGAAUUUCAGUUAUCGAAGAGUUUUACGAAAAACAGAAAUGUUCGAAAAAAAAGUUGACAACAAUAUCAACGCAGUAAAAUGAGUUGAAAUAAAAGUUUAGUUUCUUUUGUGAUAUGUUGAUAAUUUAACGAGUUCGAACUGUGAACCUUUACAUAAACUUAGAACUAUGAACUUAUCGAAAUUUUCACCAAGAAUAUCUUUAUCAUCUACCAUAGUCCUCUUAUUAUCAGUGCAACUAAUUAUCAUUAUCAAUACUUCAAUCGCUUGUGUCAAUUGUAAUCCAAAUGAUAAUGAUGUUGCAAUUAAACAACAGCAACAAUCAUUACCAACCGUUGGAGCACCUUGUGCAUCACCGGAAGUUCUGGUCAAUGGUUCACCAAGUCCGGAUAUACUUGACAUGGUGACCGGAGGUAAAUCUUCAACUUUCACUUCAAUAGAGGAGAUACUUUUUGUUGGUCAGUUGAGUCCGAAUGAUGAGAAACGCAUUUGUAAAAUCAAAUGUAUCAAAGGUGUUUGGGUUGGACCAAUGUGUGCAUCUAAACCAGGAAGCGAUAUAUUUGAACAUCCAACAUUUAAAGAUUGCCAAAUGAAACCUAAAUCAAGUGAACUCGUUAUAACUCAUAAUGUUUCACAAAUUGUUCUGGAUCGAGUUCAAACUUUUACUGACCAAAGUAUCAUUAAGGUACGCUGUACCGAAGUGGGUCUAGCCAAAUUUACCGGAUACUCUGAACUUCAAUGUAUCAAAGGUGUUUGGGAUCACCCGUUACCGAAAUGUGAAGAGACAACAUUGCAAACCAAUUUUUCUCUUGACUCACCUCCAUCAAUUGUAUAUAGUGUAACCUCAGGUGAUGUUGGGAUAACAGAUUCUGGUGAACUAUUGAUUACUCCAGGAACUGUACUUCAUCUUGAUUGUUUAUUUUCACGAUCAAAUGGCGAUCCAGAGUGGACAUGGACAAUGGCUCAAAGACAAUAUCCAGCUGGUUGGGCAGUAAAUGAGGAUUCCCGGAACUGGAAAUAUCGUCUCUCUGUUUAUUAUACCAAUGAGAAAGAUUCUGGACAAUUUAAAUGUACCACCCCCAAAGGACAUUUUAACAGUAUCACCAUUAAAGUUAAGGAUAUUGAAUGUCCACCAAUUGAUUCAAGUGACCCGAACCGGAUAAUGACCGUUGAUGGGAGGAAGAUGCACUCACAGGCUCGUUUCUCGUGUGUUGAAGGCUAUUACCUUAUGGGCUUUGAUGAUAUCAUAUGUACACCAAAUGGUUACUGGUCUCAUCCUUUACCAAACUGUCAAGCAAUUGAAUGUCCACCUUUAUCAACUGAUGAUCCAUACCUGAAGAUAUCAACUUACAAUCGGACAUUUGGAUCUCGAGUUUACUUUACCUGUCCCAAUGGAUAUAAGUUAAAUGGCUUAUCAUCAAUUUCGUGUUUCAAAAAUAAUACUUGGAGCAAUGAGAUACCUCAAUGUGAAGAAAACACUUGCCCCAUGCCAUCAACCCCAUCCAAUGGACGUCUACUGGACACUGGUCACUAUCGUACUGGUGAUUAUGUUCAAUACUUUUGUAAUUCAGGUUACAUCAUGAUCGGUGAUGGUUUAUCAAUUUGCCUUGAAAACGGAACUUGGUCCAAACCAACACCCAUUUGUAAAGCUUCAUGUGAAUUUCCCGGUGAACCAACUAAUGGUUACCUGAUACCAACCAAAUUUCAUUACAAUAUCGGUGAAACAAUUUCAAUUGUAUGUAAACCUGAUUAUCGUCUCCAGGGAUCAACUAUACUUACCUGUAACUCUGAUGGACACUGGUCAGCCCCAUUACCUUUCUGUAAACCAGCUUAUCCAUUAAUUUAAUAUAUUAAAUGAUAAAAAAACAAAGGUU
Molecule: messenger RNA, 1873 nt
Organism: Panonychus citri (citrus red mite)
Lineage: Eukaryota; Metazoa; Arthropoda; Arachnida; Trombidiformes; Tetranychidae
Product: locomotion-related protein Hikaru genki-like
Exons: 10
Coding region: 169-1845 (558 amino acids)
Source: RefSeq, a predicted model, not a curated record